AUGCACACUUCAUUCUUCACUUAACAUUCGGAGCGUUCGCGUAGAAUUCUGCGCUUGCUUCUGUUGUUCGUCGCGCUGCUCGAUUCCCGAUAAUUGUUUCAAUGCGUUUAGUAUAUCGUGCGUCAAUUGUUCAAUAAAUAUCCAACCAGCGCCAAUAUUCAGCUGCCCGUUCAGCAGGAAUCGUGAUUGGCGAGUACUGCGAAGUUCACAUCAUGAUAUAACCGACGUGAAACACGGCGGACAUUGUGUGCGUACCGUAAAACGCGACAUUUUUAACCAAAACCACGAGUAAUACUCGCUUACGGACAUAACGAGUUGAUUGCAUAUACAAUAAUCAAUCGAAAUCUGGAAAGAUGAGUUACUACAGCGACGCCGGUGAUUCGAUGCAAUCGUUGACGGAGGCGUCUGUCAUGGACAACAUUCUCAGAAAGCGGAAGAUUUGGGAUCCGGAAACCGAGUCAAUCGCAUCGGAAAUUAAAGAAUUAUUGGAUGAAGAUGCUAAUUUAUUGGGCGAAGAAGAAGAAGUUGGUUGUCCAUUGCCUUCCACACCUGAAGAUGAGAAUCUGCUGCAGAGUGAAAUGAGCGAGGUGAUCAAGGCGGCCGUUUUAGGUAAAGGUGAUGAAUUGGAUAUUUCUGCAUUGGCGCAUAAUGCGGCCGGACAAGCCGAGGUAGUGGUGCGUAAACUGAUCCAAGUCGGUUGGAAAGUGUGCCACUUUCAACACCUGCCCGCCUGGCUGCAGGACAACGACUUCCUUAAGCACGGCCAUCGUCCGCCGCUACCAUCCUUCCGUGCGUGUUUCAAGAGUAUUUUUCGGUUGCACACCGAAACGGCAAACAUUUGGACGCAUCUGCUUGGAUGUGUUGCGUUUAUAGGUAUUGCAAUUUAUUUCCUGAUGCGACCAUCAAUCGAAAUCGAACUCCAGGAGAAGAUCGUCUUCGGGGCGUUCUUCGCCGGCGCAAUCAUCUGCCUCGGCUUCUCCACGGUAUUCCACACGGUCAACUGCCACUCGCAGUUCAUAGGCAAAUUAUUCUCGAAACUCGACUACUGCGGAAUAGCACUGCUGAUAAUGGGCUCGUUUGUACCAUGGUUGUACUACGGUUUCUACUGCCACUUCCGGCCGAAGGUCGUCUACCUAAGCGUGGUGUGCGCGCUGGGCAUCACUUCAAUCAUGGUCAGUUUAUGGGAUAAAUUCAGCGAGUCGGCGUGGCGACCAUUCCGUGCCGGUGUCUUUAUGACAUUCGGCCUGAGUGGAAUUGUGCCGGCGAUUCACUACGGCCUCGUCGAGGGAUGGUUCAACAAUCUCAGUCAGAAGAGUCUGGGCUGGUUGGUACUCAUGGGUCUGUUGUAUAUUGUCGGGGCGGUUUUGUAUGCGCUGCGCGUCCCUGAACGCUGGUUCCCUGGCAAGUGCGACAUCUGGUUCCAUUCGCACCAGAUCUUCCAUGUGUUUGUGCUCGGCGGCGCCUUCGUCCACUAUCACGGCAUCUCGGAGAUGGCCAUGCAUCGCGUCACCAUCGGCCAGUGCGAGAUACCCGACACGCCCGUCUUUUAAAGCUGUGUGUGAGACAUUUCAUUGACCAAUUCAAGCACACGGGCUGGGUUAGCUAAUUUUGAGAAGAUUAUCAAUCAUACCAAUAUAUAAAGUGUAAAAUAUAUUAAAUAUUUCGAAGACAUGAUGUGGGAAGCUUACGAAAGUGAUGUUUUGAGUUUAUAUUAUGGGUUUGAUUUUUGUUUUCUUCUUUUUUUGCUAUGGUUAAUUGCAGUUUUGUUUAAGCUAAGCUGGUGCUUUUGUUCUGUUAGAUUCUGUUUGUGUUAGCGGUGUUUAUGUAUUUAGUAAAGCGCAAUGGCGACUAAUGUGCAGAGAAGUUGCCGAGAUUUAUUCAAAACGCCAAAGUAGGCGCUGUCUGCGACGUUGUUGCUUUUUUCAUUCUUACAUUAAUAAUGAUUUAGAGAAAUUUAUCGUUAGCCAAGAUAUACUUACUGGAUUUUAUGGAAUUUUCCAUGUGAAUUUUCAAUAAAUUGUGAUAAAGUAAUGCAAAA
Molecule: messenger RNA, 2038 nt
Organism: Dalotia coriaria
Lineage: Eukaryota; Metazoa; Arthropoda; Insecta; Coleoptera; Staphylinidae
Gene: AdipoR
Product: adiponectin receptor
Exons: 5
Coding region: 354-1550 (398 amino acids)
Biological process (GO): adiponectin-activated signaling pathway
Cellular component (GO): plasma membrane
Molecular function (GO): signaling receptor activity
Source: RefSeq, a predicted model, not a curated record